AUGACCUCAAUCACAGAGGUUGCAAAAGUCGAUCUUGCGUCCAUACCUAUUGUAGGUCCUGGCGAAUUGCGACCAACUGAGUACUUUUGGCGCGAUCUCCAGCCAUGGCUCGCAGAACAUGGCUAUAUGCUCCGCCCUCGUUACAGACCUGGCUGGAUUCCGUCUUGGGAGGCUACUGGUCUUUACUAUCGGAAAUGUGAAGACGGAAUUACAAUCACGUAUCCUCAGGUCCUAGAUGCCACACGAAUCUCGGAUGGUGAGAUCGUUGCCUUAAAAAAAGUGUCGAUAUCUCUUCAUCCUUAUGAGGUCGAAAUUGGUCACAUUUUUUCGUCCGAACCUUCGUCCCUGGAUCAUAGGAACCACUGUGUUCCGAUUUAUGAAGUACUGCAGGUCCCAGACCAAGAUGAUAUCGUACUUCUGGUGAUGCCUCUGCUGCGGGAUUAUAAGGAGCCCAGGUUCCAAACCGUUGGAGAGGCAGUGGAAUACUUUCGGCAAGUGUUCGAAGGUCUGCAGUACAUGCAUGAACAUCAUGUCGCUCACAGAGACUGCAUGGAUCUGAAUAUCAUGAUGGAUCCAAAGCCUCUCUAUCCGAGGUUGUAUCAUCCACAAUCCGAUUUACAGUCGCUCAAAAUGGGGAAAUUGGCGAAGCAUUAUACGCGCACAGCCCGACCAACGAGAUACUACUUCAUCGACUUCGGCCUCUCUCGAAAGUAUAACCCUGAUGACGGUCCUCCUCGAGAGGACCCUAUCUGGGGAGGCGAUAAAACGGUUCCUGAGUUCCAGACAUCGGAUGAUCCAUGCGAUCCGUUCCCAACUGAUAUCUACUACCUGGGCAACAUGAUACGGGAAGAUUUCCUCCAACCUUUAUUUGGUGUCGAAUUUAUGAAGCCACUUGUCGAUGACAUGGUGCAGGAUGAUCCGGCCAGACGGCCUACCAUCAAUGAAGUCGUCACGCGGUUUGAAGAAAUCCGUAGGAAACUUGGAUACUGGAAGCUUCGUUCGAGGCUUGCCGAGAAGGACGAAGACAGUGUCAUACGCACAUACCGACGUGUCCGGCACUUCUUCCGCACAAUUGGUUACAUUGUAACCUGGCGCUCCCCCAUGCCCACUCCUUGA
Molecule: messenger RNA, 1116 nt
Organism: Sparassis crispa
Lineage: Eukaryota; Fungi; Basidiomycota; Agaricomycetes; Polyporales; Sparassidaceae
Exons: 5
Coding region: 1-1116 (371 amino acids)
Biological process (GO): intracellular signal transduction; protein phosphorylation
Cellular component (GO): cytoplasm
Molecular function (GO): protein serine/threonine kinase activity; ATP binding
Source: RefSeq, a predicted model, not a curated record